CUUCUGUGGAGAAUCUUUCAAAUCUUUUUGGUCAAAUGGACAUUUCAGGUGGCUCUGGUAGUGUGAGAACAUCGCCUCUUUCAAUGUUUAUAAAGACGGUGGUUGAUAACUCGGAAGUAAUGGUUCGAUUUAUGAAAGAAUUUAGUAGAACUGAACAAGAUAACGUCCAGGAAUGGUUUAAUAGACUGAUGGAGAGUCUCUCUAAUUUGCUUGAUGAAGACAAGGGUCAGGUGUUGAAUUAUAUUCGUAUCCUUAUCCGUCAACAACUAUUGCGAGAGCUUUUUUCAGUGUUUCUUUCAGACGGGUUUUACUUUUAUGUAAUGGCAUAUGAUAGGAGAACUAACCGGUAUAGUGAGCAUACAACUAAUUGUAAGACUGACUUGCGCCUCUUCUGGGUGUUGAUCAAUUACAGCUCGCCUUUUACAACGAUGGUUGGACCUAAGUCUAUUGAUUUCAAGCCGUUACAGGGAGAUUUAACAAGAAUACGCUUAAAGGAAUACUUGGGUAUGGGUUCAUCUUCAAGGGUGUAUAAAAUUGACUGGGAAAAUACUUCAUCGGCCAUAAAGGUUUUUAACAGUGGCUAUGAUCCGAGUAAUGAGGUGAAAGCACUACAAUUCUUGAAUAGGGGUAAUUUCCAGAAUGUUCCAACAUACAUUGCACAUGAUGAUAAUUCAAUAAUUAUUCACCCAGUCUGUGAACGAUUUGGUGAUGGAUUCCAAACAUCUCAUGCUCUACAGCUCCUUCAACUUCUAGAGCUCAUUCAUAAGUGGAAAGUUUAUCAUCGAGAUGUGCGCCCUGAAAACAUCUUAUUAGAUAGUGAUAACAACAGGCUUGUACUUGUCGACUGGGGAUCAGCAAUUCGAAUCACGGAUCGUUAUAAAAAAUACGAGUAUGAAGGGACAAGUACGUUUGCAUCACCAGAUAUUCUAGAAGGAAAUUUUGGUCCUUAUGUACCUAGUGCAUCCGAUGAUUUACAUUCCUUCGUGCGUACGAUGUAUGUCUUAAAUAAUAUAUCAGAAAGGCCAGAUAUUCCCGAGGGGGAUUUGUCAUCAAAAGCACGGGUAAUUAAAGAAUACUGGAACGAUAAACUGGAAGGUCCACUUUGGGCAGAGAUG
Molecule: messenger RNA, 1115 nt
Organism: Acaulospora morrowiae
Lineage: Eukaryota; Fungi; Glomeromycota; Glomeromycetes; Diversisporales; Acaulosporaceae
Source: the annotation of a GenBank genome assembly